GACAAUUAUGAAAACCGGUUCGUGAUCCGUCCGGCGGCAAGGAACGCCAAGAACAGAUCCCAAGUAGCCGGAGACGAAGGAACGGGGCCGGAAUUCCUCCUCAAUCAUUUUAAUAAAAGGCCAGUCCUUCUAUAGAGUCCCUACCCCACCUCCACUUUCUUUUCUUAGGGUCAGGGCUUCAUGGAGGAGGCGGAUGCGGAGGCGGCGACCUCGCACUCCGCCACCGCGGCCCCACGGAGGCCGCCGCGCCUCCGCGGGGGCGCGGAGGAGCAGAUACGGGUGCGGCGGAAAACCCUUGAGGCGGUCCUCGAGCAGUGCCAGCGAGCGCUCGAGCUCCUCAAAAACGCUGACCUGGACCCGGAUCCCGACGCCGUCGACGCGGACGAGGAGGGGAAGAGGAGGGAAGAAGAGGUGUGGGAGGAGGGAUUGCCGUUGCAGUCCCCGGCCGCCAGCGAUUGCGAAACAGAUGAGCUAUGUCAACUUCUCAAGUCCAAAGUUGAAUCACCUAACUUUCUGGAAAAACUUGGUAGUGUCCACAUGUCAGUUGCUCAAACUAGUCAUGCAGAUGAUAAUUCAUCUUGGGAUAUGGUUAGUGCUGAUGAUUUGUGGGAAGAUGAGCUUGUUGUUGGGGAGACUGAAUCAGACCAAGAUGAUUAUGUUCUUGUUAGACAAGUGGACAUCGUGGACGGCAUGGCAUGCUUCAUGGCUGCAUACCUAUUAUCAUUAGAGCAAACUAAAGAACUAACCCCCAAUCAACUGCAAGAAGCUCUUAGUAAAACAUUCUCUGUAAAAAAGAAGAAGAGUAGGCUUCAAAAGGCAUGGAAUAGAAGCAAAGUUGUUUACAAUGUUGCUUCUUGGAGUGCAACUGCUGUUGGGGUAUACCAAAAUCCAGCAAUUUUAAAGGCAGCUUCUGUGGCUCUUUGGUCAUCCUGCGGGGUUAUCUCAAAGUUAUUCUAAGGCCGUCUAUUUUAUUGGAUGUAAUGCUUGAAAGCUAUCAUUUGCUGGGGAGAAUCCAAUGCUUAAAAUCACAGUGAUGCUUCCAGUGCAUUGGGAGAACUCAACAGAGCUCGGGAACAUUCAACAUCAUUCCUGGGUGAAUUAGACUGCUUCCUCCUUUCCGGGAAAACCUUAACAGAAGCCCCAUACGUGUAUAACGUUGUUUACACAGUUUCAUCGUAUAUAUGAACAAGUUGUCCCUUCACAUCCUGGUAAACUUCUAAGCUGUGUAUAUAUAUAUCCUCCAACACCUAGUUCAAGAUGCGAAAUGCAAGCGGCUAAUUGUGGUGUUAUUCUUUGAA
Phoenix dactylifera (date palm) is the source of this 1298-nucleotide messenger RNA. RefSeq lists its product as uncharacterized. The record is from RefSeq and is a predicted model, not a curated record. NCBI's taxonomy places the organism in Eukaryota, Viridiplantae, Streptophyta, Magnoliopsida, Arecales, Arecaceae.